Messenger RNA from Anopheles coluzzii, 494 nucleotides. RefSeq lists its product as uncharacterized. The record is from RefSeq and is a predicted model, not a curated record. NCBI's taxonomy places the organism in Eukaryota, Metazoa, Arthropoda, Insecta, Diptera, Culicidae. The transcript has 3 exons. Bases 146 to 418 code for a protein of 90 amino acids.
UAAGCUAAGUCUGAAUCAUCCAAGCAACAACUGGAAAUAAACGCUCCGUCAGUCAUUAGUAAAACUUGCACAUAGAAGGUUUUUUAGCCUAUGUCCUGUCCUGAACAACUCCUGCGUUUUUACAAUCAGCUAGGAAGGCAGGAAAAUGCUGCCCGUGCGUGCUGUUGCAAAUUUGGCUGUCCGCAGCAAUGCGACAUUCUUGUCCCGUGGAUAUCAUGACCCGAAAAACUUCCGUGUGUUCACAAUGAACGACAUGCCAGUGCCGGACGGAGACUUCUUCAAAGAACAUCGACGCAAGAAUCGUUUUUAUAAUACUGUGCUUGCUGUGGGCGUUGUGAGCUUUGUCAUCUCCAUGAUUGCGGUCAAAGAAAGCGGAUUGUUGUAUUGUAAUUACAGCCCACCGAAGAACCUGGACUAAAUGGAAACUAGGAUGGAGAGGUUUGUUGCAAACGAAGUAUUAAAUGUUUGGUGCAAAUAAAUUAAUCUAAAUGAAA